CAAGAACUGAAUUUUUUUUAUAAAAAAAAAAAGAAAAAAAAAACAAUCACCUCUCUUGACUCUUCCCUCCUGCCACAAUUGACAAGACCAAUAAAUAAAUAAAAAAAAAAAAAGUAAAAUAAUUUGUGAUCUCUGUAAAAAUCAAGACAAAGAUUAAAUUUAUCAGUGUGUAUUUUUGUGCAUCUCAAAGACAAAGAGAUAAUAAAUAAAAAAAAAAAAAAGAAAAGUUUAUUAAAAAAUAAACCAAUAAUAAUAAUAUUACUGUGUUUGUGUCAGUGUAUUUGUUGUGUGUGUUUUCAUAUGUGUAUGACGACAAUAUACAAUCAACAAAUUCUUGCGGUUUUCCUGUUUGAUGACCGUUAGAUAAACAAUUUUAAAACAAUGCAUAGUAUUAAUAAUAUAUUAAUUAAUGAAGGUCAAUAAGUGGGUAAGAGUGUAAAAUCAUUAACAAAAAUAAAUUAAUCAUUUAAAUAAAUGAGUAUACAUUUUAUAUUUUAACGAGUUUAAUUUUGGUGAAACUUUUGCGAAAAUAAAUCCCAAUAGUUAUGAGUGAGUGUGUGUGUUUGUAUAUUUUGUAUUAGUAAAUACAUAUAUGUAACCGUUGAGUUUCCCACGAUGUUGACCAUUUGUUAAUUAUUUAUUUAAAUAUAUAUAUAUACAUAGAUAUAUAUAUUUAUAUCAUUUGUUUUAAUUAUAAUUAUUUUCAUUACUCUGUGGCAGGAACGUAUGUUAAAUACAUAUACAUUUCGAUGUUGUAACAAUAAUAAGAAAAAAUAAAUAAAUAAGUAAAUUAAAAAACAACCAAAAUGGAAGAGCAAAGCGUUCAAUGCAGUAUCACCGAUAUAAAUAGUGAAGAGCCAGCAAAGAGUGAAGUAUUACAAUCAGAUCAACCACGUAAAAAUCGUAUAUGUUUAAUUGGCGAUAUUAGAAAUAAUUCAUUAAUUAGUGCUGCUGCACAAAAAUUUGGAGUACCUGUAUUAACAUCUGAUACUGGUAUUGAAUACAGUGGUGAUGACAAAGUAUAUUGUACAUAUUUUGUACUACAAUCAUUCGAUGGAAGUGUUUAUGAAGCACUUCCAAAAAAAUCUCACAGAAUACUUGGACCAACUGCUCUAUUACAAUUAGCAAAUAGAGGAGAUGCACUUCCACGAAUACACCGGCCAAUGUAUUCAAUAUCAUUGCUUGGAAAAGUUAUUGUAUUUACAGGUUUUAGAAAUAAAUCUGAAUUGUCAUCAUUGGUCCAUAAAAUUCAUGGUAUGGGAGGAAGCAUUAAAAAUGAAAUGAGUGAACGAGUUACACAUUUAAUUGCAAAUUGUUAUGCUAGCGAUGACAAAUAUAAAUAUGCUCUUAUAUUUAAAUUAUCAAUAAUGUCAAAAAAUUGGAUUGAUCAAUUGUGGGAAGAACGUGAUAAUCCAAUAAUAUUUGGAGACAAUGAAGCAAUUACUUCUCGUAAUAAAUUACCACUAUUUUUUAAUUCAAAAAUAUGCUUUUUUGGUUUUCCUGAAGAGGAAAAAAUUCAUAUGGUUGAAGUACUUGAGCAACAAGGUGGUACUCCAAUUGAUAUUAAUGGCCCAGAGUGUACACAUGUUGUUGUUGAUGAAUCUAAUUCAAAUAUACUACAAGAAUUGGGAAAAAUGGAUGUUGUUAAGGGUGAUUCAGUGGCAUCAAGUUGUCGAAGACGUGCACAAAUUGUUAAGGCUGAAUGGUUUUGGACAUCUGUACAAAACCAAGAUAUUGCUCAUGAAAGAGAUUACAAAAUUAAUUUGGAAUCAGUUAUGUCACCUAGUGCAUUUGCAAGAAGAGAUAGCCAACAAACAUCAACACCAACAUCAGCAUCAACAAAAAGAAAACGUAAACGUUUUCCAGAAAAUAUUGUUAGUUUAAUUCAAAAUGCUGAAUCACCAACUGUUUAUAAAAGAAGAUCAAGUAUAAGUGAUGCUGGAUUUCUAAGUGUUAGUGGAAGUUUCUUGGAUGCUACUGCAAGUCCAGACAAACAUGCGCUUGACGAUAUUCCAGAAGUUGAAGCUGCAAAUACUGGACCAAAAAAAGACAAGCCUCGACGAUAUCCAGUUUUCUUAGAACUUCUUAAUACGGAAAAAAAUUAUGUUGAAAUUCUCAAUGCAAUAAUAACGUUUCAAAAACAAUUGGAUGAUUUAAUUGAUACACCAGGUGAAUUGAUAAAUGCAACAGAACGUAAAUUAAUAUUUGGUAAUGUAUCAAUAAUUCAUGAUACUCAUAAAAAAAUGUUGGAAGAAUUUAAACAUCAUUGUACAAAUUGGAAAGAUGAUACAAGUAUUGGAGCAAUAUAUUUAUCACAUUUACCUGGAUUAGUUAAAGUAUAUCCACCGUAUAUAAAUUUUUUAUCAAAUGCAUAUGAAACAUUAAAAAAAUUAGAUGCAGAAAGACCAAGAUUUCAUGCAUUUUUAAAAAUAUGUCAAUCAAAACCACAAAGUCAAAGACAACCAUUACAUGAAUUAUUAUUGCGUCCAUUUCAAAGAUUAGGAUCAACAAUAUUAUUACUUGAAGAAAUACAUCGUCAUACUGAUAUUAAUAAUCCUGAUCAUAGCUCACUUAAAUUAGCAAUUGAAGGAUUAAAAAAAGCAACAUCACAUGUUGAUGAAGAUAAAAGAAAAACUGAAGAACAAGUAUCAAUAUUUUGUAUAUUUAAUGAUAUUGAUAAUUGUCCAGCAUAUUUAGUAUCAUCACAUCGUUCAUUUAUUGAUAAAUAUGAAGUUAUAGAUUUAAAUAAAGACUUGAGUGGACGUGGUACUCAUUUAACAUUAUUUUUAUUUUCUGAUACAUUAGAAAUAUGUAAAAAAAAAUCAAAAUUUAAUUCACUUAAAAGUCCAAAUAUGAUGAAUGGUACAAAUAUUGUCAAUGGCUCAAAUACAAUGACAAAACAUAAUCAAGAAAAACUUUAUAGACAUGUUGAAAUGUUAUCAUUGAGAGAUGUUAAAAAAGUUUUUGAUAUACAAGAAACUGAAGGAUGUUCAAAUGUUUUUGCUUUGAAAGUUAGAAGUAAUCAGGAAAUUAAAGAAAAAUUAUUUUCAUUUGCAAUGACUGAUGAAAGAAGUAAUAAAACAAAUUUUCUUAAAUCUUUGUGCCGACAAAUGGCAAAUACAAUUUGCAUAGCUGACGCAGAUAUAUUUUUAAUUUCAUUACAUUCAAGUGAUUUAAAAAUUGACACAAGUGAAGUUGCAACGGGGACACUUGGUAAAGCAUUUAAAUUUGCUACAAAAACUAAAAAAAAUCUUACCAGAGCAUUGAGUAUCAACAAAACACCGAGUAAAUUAAAAAGAGCAAUGUCGACAAUGAUGUCUCCAUUUGGUUCAACAACAAGUUUAUCACACUCGACAAGUUUGACACCAAUUAGUGGACUUGCUGGAAUGCGAUUGGAAUUAGCAAAAGGAGAAACGGAUUCACCGUCAUCACGAGAUAACGUCUUGGUUGCACCAAUGUCAGUUCAACCAACGAGGAAGGCUAAAUGUGGUACUCUCAGUAUGGCCUCAUUACGAAGGUUAUAAAUUUAUAAUGACUCUUUUUUAUUUCAUUGCAAGUUGUCACCAGGAUAAAUCAUCAACUCAUUUAACCUGACUUGGCUUGUUUUAAAAAGAAAGAUAAAAAAAAAAUAUUAUCUGGCAAAUUUUGACAAAAAAAAAAAAAACAAAUAAACACAAUACUUUUUUUAUUGCGUUGAUUUGUGCUGAUAAAAACAAACGUAUAAUCAAUUUACGUCUUGGCUUACGAAUUUUUUUUUUUUUUUUUUUUUUUUAAUUAUAUUUUAUUGUUAUUGUCUUACAUGUGAGGUUUCAACGAUCGCAUGUAUCGUCUAAAUUAUUAUUUACAAAAUAAUCUAAACUCGAAAAACAAAAAAAAAAAAAAAUAUAUAUAUACACUUAGUGCCUUAUAUGUGUAAUCAUAUAUACAAAUAUAUUUUUUUUUCUUUUUUCUUCGUAAUAAUUCAUAGAUUAUGAUGCUAAAAAUAAGCUAACGAGACUGCAACCAUAUGUGCAACUAAAAAAACAAAAUCAUAAUUAUCUUUGAUUUAUAUAAUAACUGCGUGAU
Molecule: messenger RNA, 4065 nt
Organism: Aphidius gifuensis
Lineage: Eukaryota; Metazoa; Arthropoda; Insecta; Hymenoptera; Braconidae
Gene: pbl
Product: protein ECT2
Exons: 11
Coding region: 807-3524 (905 amino acids)
Biological process (GO): mitotic cytokinesis; nervous system development; intracellular signal transduction
Cellular component (GO): cell cortex; nucleus
Molecular function (GO): guanyl-nucleotide exchange factor activity; GTPase activator activity
Source: RefSeq, a predicted model, not a curated record